Messenger RNA from Symbiodinium natans, 1692 nucleotides. NCBI's taxonomy places the organism in Eukaryota, Dinophyceae, Suessiales, Symbiodiniaceae. The record is from the annotation of a GenBank genome assembly.
AUGCACGAAAUUGUGGGCUCGUUUGAAAGUACGGCAUCCUUGAUGGAGCUGAUCCCAGAGUUCUUCGUCCUCCCAGCAGAUUGGCUGGAGAACUCCCUGAGCAUCGUCACUCCCGAGUUCCCUUUGGGCGACGUGGGGCUCCCCCGCUGGGCCUCAGGUGUCAGCGACUUCAUCAGCAAGAUGCGUGCUGCGCUUGAGAGCGAGCACGUUUCGCAGCACUUGCCUUCCUGGAUCGACUUGAUCUUUGGCUUCAAGCAAUCGGGAGACAAUGCGGUGAAGGCCGACAACCUGUUCCACCCUGUGUGCUACGUUGGGUCAAAGGGCUCGCCCGAAGAGGCUGUGGACGCGCUGUCUUUGCCCAUGGAGGUGUUGGAGACGCAGCUGCAGGAGUUCGGGCGCAUGCCGCGGCAGCUCUUCUUCGAGGCCCACCCGCCCAGGCUGCGGACGCCCAAGUGGGCGCUGAGGAAGCUCCAGGACGAGGCCAGCCAGUCCGAGCCAUGGUACAAGGCCGUGCGCAGCAUUGCGCGCGAGAGCCUGGAGGGCACCUUGGAGCCGGACUUCGGCAAGGGUGGCUACGGGGCACCUGCCGCCGUCAACGGGGCGGGGAAGGCGAACCCUGCCCAACGGCCUGUCUCACAAGCUGGGAUGCCUGCGAGCAGGGCCCAAUUUCAGGGCGGGGACUUGUGGCGCUCUCGCGCAGGUAGCCUGGCCAGCUUAAGGUCUUUGACUGCUCAAGUGGUGGCGCCUUUCGCCGUGAGUGGAGGCAUCACGGGCAUGGCAAGCUGUUCCACGAACCUGUACGCAGUUGGAGAGGACGGGUGCCUACGUGUGAGCCCACUGCCAACCGGCACCGACGCCUCUGCACAGGUGUCCUCCCGGCGCAACUUUCGGAUCUCGCCCAUGCCCCUCUCUGCCAUCGCUGCGCUCGACACAGAGCUACUGGCCUUGGGCGGUCACGACAACGCGGUCGUUCUGUACUCCACCUCCUGUGGCUCCUCCCUGUCUCGCAGCCAGAUGCAUGCGGACACAGUUACUUGCCUGGGUGCAAGUCCCUGCCGCACGAUGCUGGUGUCCGGGUCGAGGGACCAGUCGGUCGUGACCUGGACGUUGACGUCGGCCAGCCUCAAGAGCGAGACCAUCUUCGACGACUUGCAGCAGCCGGUAGCCUGUGCGGCCUGCUCGGGGCCCCUGGUCCUGGGGGCUUCGGACCAGCAGCUGAUGGCUUGGGACCGCCGCAGCGGGCAGCCAGUGCUGGAUCGUGAGUUGGACGGAGUUGCGAUUGCCUGCGCGCUGUCGGACGCGACCUCCUCAGCCUCGGGCUGCACCUACGCGGCCGCCCUGGACGACCGUGGGGAGCUCCGCCUCUGGGACUUGCGCCAGUGCAGUGAGAGCCUUCGCCUGGGCACGGCGGGUUCCGGGCUCCUCUCUGCUGGCUGCUUCCUCACGGACUUCAGUGCCUGGGCCAUACUGGGCGGGGUGGCGCCCAGUGGACAUCCAGCCUUGGUUCUAUGGGACAUCCCGCAGCAACGGGAGGUUCACUCCUGGGUCCUCGAGGAGCUCGAUGGAGGGGGCGCCUCCGACAUCACGUACCUCCUGAAGCCACCGGGCACGGGCGAGGCCGCCUGGCGAAGCGACGUCCCGCUCCUGUGCGCCAAUGCCUCCGGGCGGGUGUACGCGCUGGCGCCUGGAUGA